Messenger RNA from Penicillium atrosanguineum, 1011 nucleotides. RefSeq names its product class I SAM-dependent methyltransferase. Gene Ontology annotation, molecular function: methyltransferase activity. The record is from RefSeq and is a predicted model, not a curated record. The transcript has 5 exons. Lineage: Eukaryota; Fungi; Ascomycota; Eurotiomycetes; Eurotiales; Aspergillaceae. The coding region runs from base 1 to 1011 and encodes 336 amino acids.
AUGCCAUUCACUCCCCACGAAUCACCCUCGCCAUCCGAACCAGCCCCAUCUGUAUCCCCAGCCAGCGCUGAGACCCCUGUCGACGCGCCCGGUCCAAUCGCGAUCGAUACUUUUGGCGACGACACCAACAGUGAAUUCGACGAAGAGCUGUCCGAUCUCACCUCCCUGUCGUCGAGCGUGCUCGAGUUUGAGUAUGAAAAUGGUCGGCGGUAUUGCAGUACCCGUUCACGGUGCAGAUGGCUGAUGCUACUGGGAGGGGAGCUCUACAAUGCGCCUAUUACAUCAUCACCACAGAACAUUCUUGACCUAGGAACCGGAACAGGUAUUUGGGCUUUGGAUAUUGCCGAGAAAUUCCCUGGUGCCCACGUCAUUGGGAAUGAUAUCAGCCCUAUCCAGCCCACUUGGGUGGCCCCAAAUAUCGAGUUCAUCGUGGAGGACUUCGAAAGCGAUUGGCAGUAUAAACUAAACCACUUUGACUUUAUCCAUGCACGAUGCCUAGCUGGAUGCGUAACCGACUGGCCUGGGUUUCUCCGCCGGAUCUACUAUCACGUCAAACCCGGCGGCUACUUUGAAUCGCACGAGAGUGCUGUGUGGGCCCGUAGCGACGAUGGCUCCCUCAAGGAAGAUUCUGCGCUCAUGGAAUGGCAGCAGGCCGUCAAUUUCGCCGGCGAGAAGAGCGGCCGAGAGCUGAACAUCUAUCAUAAGCUGAAGAACUGGAUGAUUGAAGCCGGCUUUGAGGAUGUCAGCUUGUCGGUCUACGCGUUGCCCUUCUCGCCAUGGCCGCGCGCUCCCCACCUGAAGGCCUUGGGGAAGUACCAGGCAGUGCAAUUACAGCAAGCCAUCGAUUCGUAUUCGCUGCGCUUGUACACGCAGGUGCUGGGCUGGAACCCGGAUGUGGCCAAGAUUCAUAAUGCGAUGGUCAAGCGGGAGCUGCGGGACAAGAAAUUGCAUGCCUAUGUUCAAACGUACAGUCCAAACCAGCCCCCUUUAUGGCCUGAGUACUUGUACUAA